This is a messenger RNA of Kockovaella imperatae, 1113 nucleotides long. Its product is annotated as HAD-like domain-containing protein. Gene Ontology annotation, cellular component: mitochondrion. NCBI's taxonomy places the organism in Eukaryota, Fungi, Basidiomycota, Tremellomycetes, Tremellales, Cuniculitremaceae. Bases 1 to 1113 code for a protein of 370 amino acids. The record is from RefSeq and is a predicted model, not a curated record. The transcript has 11 exons. Gene Ontology annotation, biological process: glycerophospholipid biosynthetic process.
AUGAGCUUUAUCACGGCGGCAGCUGGGCCAAGUCGGGUUACGCGAGCUCACACUUUGGUGACAUUUCGUAGAGCUUCUCAUAAUCAGUCGGGACCCAAAUUGGCGUUUGCGUUCGACAUUGAUGGAGUCUUGAAGCAAGGUAGCCAUGUCUUGCCGCAGGCCAAACGAGCUCUACAGCGACUCUCAGGCGUGGGACCGGAGAUCUCAGAAUCCGGCAUCGUUCCGUUCCUGUUGAUGACCAAUGGUGGAGGCGUCACUGAGGCUCAAAGAUUAGCUUCAUUGUCUAAAGACUUUGAGAUCGACCUCGCAGAGAAUCAGUUGGUCCAAUCUCACACUUCGCUACGGGACUAUGUUGGAAAGUACAGGGACGAACCUGUACUGGUAAUCGGCGGAGUGGGAGAUGCCGGACGUAGGAUUGCAGAAUCAUACGGCCUACGGCAAGCUUAUAUCUUGCAAGACCUCGUGGCGUGGAGACAGUCCGUGUGGGAUCGAUACGUGCUGACGGAUGAGGAGAAGAGUUUUGUCAAGCGCGAUAUCGAUUUCUCCAACGUGCCUCUUCAAGCGAUUUUCGUCAUUCAUGACAAUGGCCUCGACUGGGCUCUCGCCAUACAGGUCAUCACUGAGCUCCUGACGAGUGAUCAUGGGAGAAUGGGCACUGAAAGAUAUCGAGAUAAGGGAGUCUCUGACGGGAAGGAGAUUCAUCUGGUCCUCACAAACCCAGAUAUCAUCUGGAGCAAUGAAUACACUUUACCUCGCUUCGGUAUGGGUGCCUUCAGGCUGGCACUCGAGGCGGUAUAUAAGGAUAAGACCGGCUGCCCUCUCCCAUACGAGCAAUUCGGAAAACCUCAUACCGCCACAUAUGAAUUCGCAGAAAAGAUGCUCAGAAGGCAUCUGGAGUCGCGCGGGGAGGACCCAGAUCAGCCUCUCUCAGUCUACAUGGUUGGUGAUAACCCAGAAUCAGAUAUAGCAGGAGCCAACGCCCAUGGAUGGUCAUCGAUGCUUGUGCGAACGGGAGUUUUCCGAGGCGGUCAACCCAAAUAUCAGCCCACUCAGAUCGUAGAUGAUGUAGAGCAAGCUAUAGACUGGGCGAUUGAGCGAGAAUCCAGCAGAUGA